This is a messenger RNA of Podarcis lilfordi (Lilford's wall lizard), 465 nucleotides long. Lineage: Eukaryota; Metazoa; Chordata; Lepidosauria; Squamata; Lacertidae. The record is from the annotation of a GenBank genome assembly.
GCACUUUAAGGCAAGCAGCUGAGAAUUCGCCCCAUCAGGUCAACGGAGUCCUGAAUAGAUCAGUCUACAUUCCCUUAAAGCUAUCCUCUGCAGCAGCAGUAGAGAAAAUCGAAUGGGACUUCUUUCACCCCACAAAUGGAAAGCCCUGUCCCCUUGGUGUGGUCAAAGGUGGGAAACUGGAGCAGUCAGAUAUCAGCAGCAGGUCUAAGCAACUGGAGGAGAAGACUGCUGAGAACCUGUUGAGGAUGGGGGCAAAUCUCAGUGACUGGACUGAACACCACAAUGAAACCAUAUUUUGUGGGGAUUUAAAUGGCACACCCCUGUCUAGAGAUCGGCUGGCAUUGGUUAAUAGGACCAUGCUGAAUAUCAGUUUUCUGGAGACAGAGAAUGCUGGAAUUUAUAGAGCACGUGUUUGGUUUAAUGCAGAGCAGUUUAAAGAACACAAAUUUAACCUUGCUGUUUACG